Messenger RNA from Varanus komodoensis (Komodo dragon), 577 nucleotides. It is a transcript of the gene RPS15, whose product is annotated as ribosomal protein S15. Gene Ontology annotation, biological process: translation; ribosomal small subunit assembly. The coding region runs from base 82 to 519 and encodes 145 amino acids. Gene Ontology annotation, cellular component: ribosome; cytosolic small ribosomal subunit. The transcript is spliced from 4 exons. Gene Ontology annotation, molecular function: structural constituent of ribosome; RNA binding. The record is from RefSeq and is a predicted model, not a curated record. NCBI's taxonomy places the organism in Eukaryota, Metazoa, Chordata, Lepidosauria, Squamata, Varanidae.
CGGAGUUUCCGGUGACCCUCGAGGUACUGAACGCCGCCCUCGCGAGAGUUCGUCCUUUUCCCGGAGAGCACCGCGGCCAAGAUGGCAGAAGUGGAGCAAAAGAAAAAGCGCACCUUCAGGAAGUUCACCUACCGUGGCGUGGACCUGGAUCAGCUCCUUGACAUGUCCUACGAGCAGCUGAUGCAGCUGUACAGCGCCCGCCAGCGCCGGCGGCUGAACCGCGGUCUGCGUCGCAAGCAGCACUCUCUCCUGAAGCGCCUCCGGAAGGCCAAGAAGGAAGCGCCGCCCAUGGAGAAGCCCGAGGUGGUCAAGACCCACCUGCGUGACAUGCUCAUUCUCCCCGAGAUGGUGGGCAGCAUGGUGGGCGUGUACAACGGGAAGACCUUCAACCAGGUGGAGAUCAAGCCUGAAAUGAUUGGCCACUACUUAGGAGAAUUUUCCAUCACCUACAAGCCCGUGAAACAUGGCCGGCCAGGUAUUGGGGCCACCCACUCAUCUCGGUUCAUUCCUCUGAAGUAAACUUGGGGCUUUGGAAGAUGAUUUUUGUGUGCGAAUAAAAAAGUCUUCCAAAAACUGA